GCUCCAUCUCCAUCUUUCUUGCAUCUCUCUCAUCACAACACAACAAACACACAAACAGCGGUCAGCAGACUGCUCCACAAUUCCCAUCUCGUACUAGCAUACCCUUCUCCUCUCCACUACCCUCCUCUCGCGUUACCACUGCAUCUCUCUCCACACACACCUCCUCACAGCGUUACCACCCUCCCCCUCCAUCACCUCAUCUGCCUUGCCCCACCCACCAUGUCCAAGAAGACAUUCACAGCCGAAGAGAAGCGCCGUGCCAUCGAGCAAUAUCACGAGAAGAUCAGCUACAGCGCCCGCUAUUCUGACUCUCAUUGGGAAUAUCGCCAUGUCAUUCUCCCAAAAGCCCUCACAAAGUUCGUCCCCUCUGGCGUGCUGUCCGAGGACAUCUGGAGAGGACUCGGUAUCCGCCAGUCUCCCGGAUGGGAGAUGUACAUGCGCCACGACCCUGAACCACACGUCCUCCUCUUCCGCCGGCCAAAGGACUACGACCUGCGGCACCCGCCACUCGGCGCCUCGCGGCUGAUCAGCGCCGCCAAGUAGCGCGUACGGCUCCGGCGCUCCGGCGAGGCCAGGCGGCGACAUACCCAGCACACUAUGCAGAGUACCCAUCACGGACGACCUUGACGACCUGCGCCAGCAGCGCCCUGCGACACGACGCAUCCAUUUCCUUCACUUCUAAUAUUUUCCAGCGAGGCGCAUAAUGCAGAAGAACUCAAUGCAUGGUUAUCUACCACGAUGCGGCAAUGGGGUCAGCAAUCAGUAAAGUCAGUCGCGAGUUUGGAAGAUUAUGACACAACCCCCCUGAGGAAAGGGAUUCAGGCACCGCGGCCAUCUCACAACAACAUGACCACCGAAAAUGCAGAGAUU
Molecule: messenger RNA, 870 nt
Organism: Cutaneotrichosporon oleaginosum
Lineage: Eukaryota; Fungi; Basidiomycota; Tremellomycetes; Trichosporonales; Trichosporonaceae
Biological process (GO): regulation of mitotic cell cycle
Cellular component (GO): SCF ubiquitin ligase complex; cyclin-dependent protein kinase holoenzyme complex
Molecular function (GO): ubiquitin binding; protein kinase binding; histone binding
Source: RefSeq, a predicted model, not a curated record